GAGAGAGAGAGAGAGAGAGAGAGAGAGAGAGAGAGAGAGAGAGAGAGAGAGAGAGAGAAUUAAGAGGGGGGCGAUAACUUAUCGAAAAUGAAUUCAGGCGAUUCGUCACCGAGCACCUUUCUUAUGUCUCAUCCUAGAAAAUGGCGGGAGUCUGCCAGAGGUCCGAUUAUCGUGGCGACGGUGAUCGUUAGCUGUGUGACCCUCGGCUUCGCAGUUGUAUUUCCAGGCAUCAAGGAAGCGGGUCCUAAGGACAUUUUGUUCCUAGCUGAGGCGGCUUGCAGCGGGGCGGCAAUUGUUCUGCUGGUGAUUGUCUAUCAGGUCGAUCCGGGCGUGAUUAGGCCGAAGAGCGUGAAAGAUGAAGAGGUGACCAAGGCAGAGCAUGGACAGACUGCUAAUCUGUCUAAGGAUGAGAAAGGACAGUGGUGUAGGAAACGCACGCUAGCAGACGGGAAAGUGGAAAUCUAUGAACGAUAUUGUGGCACGUGUCAUAUUUGGCGACCACCACGUGCUUCGCAUUGCAACGUUUGUGGGUAUUGUAUGCAGCGGUUUGAUCAUCAUUGCACGGCGCUAGGCACAUGUAUAGCAAGGAAGAAUCAUAGGUUUUUCGUGGCUUUCCUAGUCUCUGUUUCUCUAGGCGCUCUGUUCCUGUUAACAGGAGCGAUUUUCUCGUUGAAAGACAUUGAAUGGGGAACAGUGCGGGCGUGGAGAGACUGGCACAUGUACGUUAUCAUCAUUUUGGCCCUCGUGUACUUGUACGUCAGCCUUAUUGCUUGGUUCGCGGCGGCGCACAUCUUUCUUCUCUUGUGCGACUUGACUACGAAGCAAUAUUUGAAGUCCGAUCCGGAGGCCGUUUUCCUUACAGGACGCCCGGAUUGCCAAAGAUUCUUCGGAAAUCUGCGGAGCGUGUGCUGCGCCAAUAUUAAAUGGAAGUACUUAUCAGGUAAACCCGUCUUCACUGAUCCUUCUGUAUCCGUUGGGAAUGCGGUUGCUCCUGCGCCUCCCGUGUGAACAUACGCUUCUGUUGCUACACAUCGGAGUCAUUAAAACUCAGAGACGGAUCAAAGGAGAGAGAACCAGAAAGAAUGUUUGUGUCUGUGUGUUUGUGUGCGUGUGUUAGUGUGUGUGCGAGAGAGAGAGAGAGAGAGAGAGAGAGAGAGAGAGAGAGAGAGAGAAGAGAGAUCCGUUGGGAAUGCGGUUGCUCCUGCGCCUCCCGUGUGAACACGCGUCUGUCGCUACACAUCGGAGUCAUGAAAACUCAGAGAUGGAUUAAAGGAGAGAGAACCAUAAAGAAUGUGUGUGUGUGUGUCAGAGAGAGAGAGAGAGAGAGAGAGAGAGAGAGAGAGAGAGAGAGAGAGAGAGAGAGGUGCGGCUGAAUUAGGGUGAAAGGUGUAUUUGUUUUGUUUGUGAACGAAGCUGUGGUUUGAUGUGCAAUAAUAUGCGCUAAGCGAUCGAGCUCUCAGAGGGGUUGAUCUUUGACGGAGUUCUUGGCUGGUGCCCUGGAUGCCAAGGAGGGAGGGAGGGAGGAGGGAGGAAAAGGAGCAACGAGGCAUGCAACGGAAGUAUGCAUGCGAAUUUUUGCGUAGUGCAAGAGUGCGCAUGCGUGCGAGAGUAGAACUUCAUCUGCGCCGAGGGUUUUCAUUUUUAGGUCGCGCUCUCUCAGUUUCUCAAUUAAGUAAUUCGUUCUCCUCACCGGUGAUCGUUGUAAGGCGGGUUUUCGUUCGACAAGCAGGGAGGAUGGUGAUCGGACUGAUGAUCGAAAGCAGCUGUCAUCAAAUUUUAGAUGCAAUUUGAACAAGCGGUACGGUGAACAAGAGGGAGGGAGACAUGGGUGCGGCUGCGGCUGUGAGUUUUGUCGGUCGGAGAGAGGUGGGCGGUGUGUGUGGAUAUGAGGUCGAAGACGAACACAGCCUGACGAGGGUUUUGUUAUGACUGAGAGAGGGCGAGGUGGGCGGUGUGUGGAUAUGAGGUCGAAGACGAACACAGCGAGCGUGAUGAGGGUUUUGUUAUGACUGAGAGAGGGCGGGUAUUGAGCGUGUACAGUACUUUCCGUAGACGAUUAGGGGGUGUUGUGCUAUUGCGUGCUACCGGCCGGUGGAGGUGAUAUAGGGCCUCGCUGAACUGCUCAUCAUCAAAUGCGCAAAAGACGAGAAAUAUGAUGAUGAUAAUGGUCUGUCCAUGUUUAUGUGUUCUAGGGGACAGAUUCGUUCUCAUUUUGCACAUUUGGCGGGUAGCGGCGAGAGGGCCAUAUUUUACCGAGUGAAACAUCCCUCUUCCUUAUCUCUAGUACGAAAGAAGGGAGGGAGAAGUAUGCUGCUGUGCACAUCGUGGACGUGAAAAACGUGUAUAUAGAGACGUCAUUCUCUGAAUAGAGUGAGGAAAUAACGUUUUUUUUUUUUGCAAACGUGGCAGUCGGGCCAUGGCCUUUCUUCGCAGUCUCUCUCUUUUUUUGGCAUCAUCGUCAUUCUCUGAAUGCGGCCUUGGACCUGGAUCCACUACUACUCUCGACAUGCGCAAACGACAAAAAAUAAAAAUACGGCAGUGUAUCUGUCCGGGUUUUAGUGAAGGAUUCAGUCUCAGUUUUGCUCAUUUCCAGA
Chara braunii is the source of this 2594-nucleotide messenger RNA. The record is from the annotation of a GenBank genome assembly. Lineage: Eukaryota; Viridiplantae; Streptophyta; Charophyceae; Charales; Characeae.